AUGUCUAAUCAUUAUCAAUUCGACGUCACUAUGAGUUGUGGGGGGUGUUCUGGUGCUAUAGAAAGAGUGUUAGGUAAAUUAGAUGGAGUUGAAAAUGUUACUACCUCAUUAGAGAAACAAUCUGUUGAUGUUAUUACUAAGGAAUCCCUCGAUUUUGAUACUGUUUACCAAACAAUUGCUAAAACUGGUAAGAAGAUCAACAAAGGUAUAGUGGUAAACUAG
Yamadazyma jaroonii is the source of this 222-nucleotide messenger RNA. The record is from the annotation of a GenBank genome assembly. Lineage: Eukaryota; Fungi; Ascomycota; Pichiomycetes; Serinales; Debaryomycetaceae.